Molecule: messenger RNA, 984 nt
Organism: Vombatus ursinus (common wombat)
Lineage: Eukaryota; Metazoa; Chordata; Mammalia; Diprotodontia; Vombatidae
Product: taste receptor type 2 member 8-like
Exons: 1
Coding region: 1-984 (327 amino acids)
Biological process (GO): sensory perception of taste; detection of chemical stimulus involved in sensory perception of bitter taste; G protein-coupled receptor signaling pathway
Cellular component (GO): membrane
Molecular function (GO): bitter taste receptor activity; G protein-coupled receptor activity
Source: RefSeq, a predicted model, not a curated record
AUGCUAAGUAGUGGGGAAAAAAUCUUUAUGGCUGUGGCAACCAGUGAGUUUUUAUUGGGCAUUCUGGUAAAUGGAUUCAUAGUUUUCGUGAAUUGCAUUGACAGCAUCAACAGCAAGAAAUUGUCACCAGGUGAUCUCAUCCUGGUCAACUUGGCCAUCUCCAGAAUUGGACUGUCAUGUGCAAAAACAUGGAAUAGUUAUUUAAUUGUUACCUCUAUUGAUGUAAGCACCCAUGUAAGAAUAAUUGACAUGUUCUUGGUACUGACUCAUAAUUCAAAUAUUUGGUUUACCACUGUCCUCAACAUCUUCUACUUCCUGAAGAUCGCCAACUUCUCUAAUCCCCUUUUCCUCUGGAUGGAAAGGAGAAUUGACAGGAUGGUCUUUGUGGUUCUUAUGGGGCCCUUGAUUAUCUAUUUUUCAUUUGGCAUUCCAAUGAUAGAAAGAAUGUAUUAUUACUAUGGCAGUCACUUUAGUAUAGGAAAGGAGAGAAAUGUGUCUCAGGAGGUCCAAGUGAGUAAAAGUAUGUUUCUCACGUUCCAGGUUCUCUUUGGCCUUAGGAGUCUUAUUACUUUUACUCUGCCUACAAUCUCCUUCUCCCUAUUCAUUCUCUCCCCGUUGAAGCAUACCUGCCAAAUGCAAUGCAGUGCCACAGGUUCCAGAGACCCUAGCACAGAAGCCCAUGUUCAAGUCAUGAAAGCUACGUCUUCUUUCAUCAUCUUCUUUUUAUUGUACUAUGUGGGUUUCUAUGUCAACUACUUGACAGAAGAAAAGAGUAAGGUGGCUUCCAUGUUGGGUACGCCAAUCACGUUGCUCUUUCCGUUUGGUCACUCGGUGAUUUUGAUUCUGUGGAACAGUAAGUUGAGAAAGGCUGCUCUGAGGGUGUCACGGCUGAUGUGGUGCUGCCAGAAAGAAUGUCAUCUACAAGCCCUUUGGAUACCUCUAAGGAUCAUCUGGCAUUUUCUAGGGAGGAAGAAGUCACAUUGA